UUAUGUUACUGUCCUUGUCACGUCGGUACUCAGUAAAAAAAGAAGAAGAUAAAAAUCUUUUCCAUCUGUUUAGUAAAAAAUAAAUAAAUUAUUAUUCUGUUAUUAUUAAUUUAAAAAGGGAAUAAUGGGAAAAGCAAAGAAAACCAGAAAGAUUGUGGAACGACGUUUCGCAAAAAUGAAAAAAAUGAUAAGUUUAAGUGACCCUCGCAUAAAAGAAUCACUGAGACAAGCUCCUAGAAAAAAGAAAGAGGAAGAUCCACACAAACUAAAAAUUCACGAGCAACCGCAAAUGAGUUCAGCUUUAUUUUUCCAGUAUAAUACACAGUUGGGUCCUCCUUACCACAUUCUUCUGGAUACAAAUUUCAUUAACUUUUCAAUUAAAAAUAAAUUAGAUGUAAUUCAAAAUAUGAUGGAUUGCUUGUAUGCGAAAUGCAUACCAUAUAUUACAGAUUGUGUUCUUGCAGAAUUGGAAAAAUUAGGACAAAAAUACAGAGUAGCCUUAAGAAUUAUCAAAGAUCCUAGAUUUGAACGAAUACAUUGCAUGCACAAAGGUACUUAUGCUGACGACUGCCUUGUACAGAGAGUGACGCAACAUAAAUGCUAUAUAGUUGCUACUAAUGAUAAAGAUUUAAAGAGAAGAUUAAGGAAGAUACCAGGUGUUCCUAUUAUGUAUGUUGCUCAACACAAGUACACAAUUGAAAGAAUGCCUGAUGCUUAUGGAGCUCCAAAAUGAUUAUAUUUUUAAUUAAAAAUCAAUAAAUAUUUUAUAUAAUAAUAUGCUUUUCAUGUUUAUAAGGUUACUUUAAAUCAUGAUAAUCUGUAAAUAUUCAGAAAAGGAUGCGCCAAAGAAUCCAAAUGUGCUAAAUUACAAAAAAAAAUUAAAUGAUCAAAACUAACUAGUUUAUGGAACUGUAUAUCAUUCACUCAGUCGAAGCUAAAAGGUCCACAGGUUUGCCAUAUCAAUGCCCACUAAAUCUACUCCCUUUUCAGAGUUUUAGUACUCUAGUACCCCAAAUAUAAUUUAGUACGUUUUUACUGUAGGG
Messenger RNA from Psylliodes chrysocephalus, 1043 nucleotides. NCBI's taxonomy places the organism in Eukaryota, Metazoa, Arthropoda, Insecta, Coleoptera, Chrysomelidae. The record is from the annotation of a GenBank genome assembly.